UCCAGCAAGAACACUCUCAUCCUCCUCCUCUCGCCGCAGCCACCUUCCUCGAUCCGUCCGUGAUGGCGCCCAAGGCCGAGAAGAAGCCCGCGGAGAAGAAGCCGGUGGAGGAGAAGGCGCCCGCCAAGGGGGAGAAGAAGCCCAAGGCCGAGAAGCGGCUGCCGGCGGCCAAGGAGGGCGGCGGCGACAAGAAGGGCAAGAAGAAGGCCAAGAAGAGCGUGGAGACGUACAAAAUCUACAUCUUCAAGGUGCUCAAGCAGGUGCACCCGGACAUUGGCAUCUCCUCCAAGGCCAUGUCCAUCAUGAACUCCUUCAUCAAUGACAUAUUCGAGAAGCUUGCUGGCGAGUCCGCCAAGCUCGCCAGGUACAACAAGAAGCCCACCAUCACCUCCCGGGAGAUCCAGACCUCCGUGCGCCUCGUCCUCCCCGGCGAGCUCGCCAAGCACGCCGUCUCCGAGGGCACCAAGGCCGUCACCAAGUUCACGUCGUCCUAGACUCUUCCCUGUCUUUGAUUGUCUCUGGUUCGAUCGAGUAGUUUGUAAUUGUUUCUGGCUGUGAUGAACAAUGA
Molecule: messenger RNA, 568 nt
Organism: Lolium rigidum
Lineage: Eukaryota; Viridiplantae; Streptophyta; Magnoliopsida; Poales; Poaceae
Product: histone H2B.11
Exons: 1
Coding region: 63-494 (143 amino acids)
Biological process (GO): nucleosome assembly
Cellular component (GO): nucleosome
Molecular function (GO): protein heterodimerization activity; structural constituent of chromatin; DNA binding
Source: RefSeq, a predicted model, not a curated record